CAUAUAUUCGGGCAUGCGCCGAUUCCGCGUCGCGAUCAUGGGCUCGGGCGGGGUGGGGAAGAGCGCGAUCGUGCUGCGGUUCAUGAACGGCGAAUUUUUGGACAUGUACGACCCGACGAUCGAGGACAGCUACCGCAAGCAGUUUGAUGUCGACGGCCAGCCGUGCGUGCUCGACAUCCUCGAUACGGCGGGGACGGACCAGUAUUUGACGUUCAACGACCUGUUUAUCCGCGACAGCCACGGGUUAGUGCUCGUCUUCUCGCUUACGCAGCGCGAUACGCUCGAGGACUUGUAUCGCGUAAGGCAGGAUAUUGAGCGCCUCAAGGCGAGCGAGGGGCAGCAUGUGCCGAUGGUCAUUGUCGGGAACAAAACCGACCUUGAGCUCUAUCACGACGUACGCGGCGUUGAGGGGAUGAAGCUUGCCGCCGACGCCGGGUGCGAGUACAUCGAGACAAGCGCGCGGCACAACACCAACAUUGAUGAUGUCUUCGCCGCCGUUGUGCGCCAGAUCCGCAUCCAUCCCCUCCUCGAGCGCCGGCCGUAUCGGCAUCGACGGCGGCCGAAGUGUGUCAUACUGUAGCGGCCAACGUACGCUUGUACUGUACUAUAAAAUGCAUAUGCUGUCU
Molecule: messenger RNA, 626 nt
Organism: Cutaneotrichosporon oleaginosum
Lineage: Eukaryota; Fungi; Basidiomycota; Tremellomycetes; Trichosporonales; Trichosporonaceae
Source: RefSeq, a predicted model, not a curated record